Cyprinodon tularosa is the source of this 3253-nucleotide messenger RNA. RefSeq names its product epithelial cell-transforming sequence 2 oncogene-like. The transcript is spliced from 21 exons. The record is from RefSeq and is a predicted model, not a curated record. The coding region runs from base 89 to 2923 and encodes 944 amino acids. Gene Ontology annotation, molecular function: protein binding; guanyl-nucleotide exchange factor activity. NCBI's taxonomy places the organism in Eukaryota, Metazoa, Chordata, Actinopteri, Cyprinodontiformes, Cyprinodontidae.
CUCAACUGAAACAGAUCCCCUCUGCUUAAAUAGGCCUGUAGAAAGCAGUCCUUGUGACUUUCCUUGACGUUCAGAAGGCUCUGUUGAGAUGGACCUAAUAGGCCGUCCUCACUCUGUGAAGCUUUGGCAGCUCAGCGGGACGGACUAUGAGCCACAGCGGAGUCUAAAGCAGGGGAUGGAGAGACGCUUCAGCAGUUGGACCCCACUGACCAACAAGCAAAGCAACCUGCAGCUGUUUGAGGAGCGGGUAAAGCUUGCCUUGCACUGGUUUGAUUUGUGGAACGAUUCACAGAGGAAACAUCUCCUGCACUCCCUGCUGAUGCGCUCAACCAAGUCCCAGCUUAAGUACUGCAGAGAUAUGCUUAAUGAGACAGUCCCUGUUACUAGAGCGGACUUCACAGCUGUACUGCCACGGUUUCUCUCUCUGUAUGUUAUGUCCUUCCUAUCCCCUAUGGACCUCUGCAGUGCCGCACAGGUCAGUUGGCACUGGAGAUACCUUACAGAACAGGACUGUCUCUGGUCAGGCCGGUGUAUCAAGAGAGGCUGGUUUCUUCCCUAUGCACCAAGAGAAAAGGAGUUUGGAGCCUGGAAGUAUCACUACAUCUCAUGUGUUUCUACAUUAGACUGGUUUCCUCCUCGGGAGGCAGCCAAGAUAUUUGGGACCCUCAAUCAGCCAAGCACGGGGUUGACAGAGGAUGAAGAGGAGAGGAGUAAAGAGAGAAGGGUUAGACAGAAAAUCAAAGAGGCACUGCAGGGGGAGAAGAGGUUGUCCAUGAUGCACAGGAGACCAUGGGGUUCUAAUCCAAAAUCAGAGGCGUUCAGGGGUAGAAGUCCUCAGACAGUAAGGUCCUGUUCAGAUUUAACCAUCAGAUCUCUGCCAUCCCUCUGCUGGCCACUCAAGUCUCCACCCAUCAGUCCAAAGAGAGGGCAACUUCUGGAUGGAGCUCAGGUGACAAGUGCUAGCAGAUCAUUGAAGGUAAAUAAGGUGUCGGCCUCACUGACUCAGACAGUCUCUGCUGGCCUCCUUCUGCUCCUCUCCAACAGAAUUCCUGCUUAUGAGCUGGUGCUCAGUGGACUGAAGGCUGAAGUGAUAGUGGUUCUGUAUGACCACAGAGGGACUCUCUCGGCCCUCUUAGCCCAGGUGGAGAGGGCCGUCUCAGGGCAGCAAGUACGAAGGAUUGGGCUUUUAGUUCCAGGAGGAACAGAGGAGAUUUAUCUCGUUAAUGACAGUAUUCUGUCCGAGAGAACUUUAUCAUCCCCAGAUUUAAUGGAUUUCUGGGAACAGCUUUUCGCCUUGGUGGCACCCGGUCAACAAGGUGGAGGGAUAGACAUUUUCUGCCCACUCGCUGCAUCCGCAUCAGGACUUACAUUGAUCCGUAAUCUUUCCACUCUAACUGGUCUGGUAGUUCGAGCGCCUUUGGGUCUCGCCACAGGAAGUUUCCAGAACAUCCUCAGCGAAUGGUCCAGCGGUGCUGGUGCAGCUGCAUCUGUAGAACAGGAUCAGGCAGCUCCACCUCUGCAGUAUAUUUUUGACGAUGUGCUGCUGAACUGGUGUAGACAGGCUGAGUGGAUGGAGGAGGUUUUGGUACGACUGAGGGCCACCCUGGAGCUUCAGCUUCAGCAGGCUAGUGUUCAGGCCAGAGGCAGAGCUCUGGGACUUUUUCUGUGGGAACAAUUAUCCCUUGAUAAGCUGUGUGUGUCCAGAGAACUCAGUGAAGCUCUGACGGAGGGACUUACAAGUUUAACUAGAGAGAAAGAGAGCAGACCUGUGGAGUUUAUCUCCGGCUUCUUAAGCAGAUGGACUGAAAUAAAGGAGGGUGAGAUGAAACAAGCAGCAAAUGGUCAGACUGCACCACAUGAAGGCCUAAUGCAGGAUCUACCCCAGUCAACUUUGGAUUGGAGAUGUUCGGUCGGUAGAGAGGUGCUCCACAGUGAACGCCUUUAUCUGGGAAGGCUAAGAGCCGUGCUGAAGGUGUACCAAGAGCCUCUAAUGGCUGCUUUCAACUCCAGCAGACCAAUCCUCGGCUAUAACGACAUCCAGAUCAUCUUCAGCCCUGUUACAGUGAUAGUCCAACUACACAGUUUGUUUAAGGCAGAUUUACAGACCAGGCUGCAGCAUUGGGGUGCAGAGCAGUGUGUUGGAGAUGUGUUUGUGAAGUUUUGCUCAAAACUUAACAUCUACACUAACUACCUGAAUAACUACAUCACCACCAUCUGCACCAUCGAUAAGUGCAGGGAAGCAAAUCCUGCAUUUCGGGCUUUUCUGAAGAGAGCAGACAGAACUCUGCCGACACAUAUGCUGAGCCUGCAGGAGCUGCUGCUGUGUCCAGUGUGGCGAAUCCAAGAGUAUGUUACUCUGCUUCAGGCUCUGACCUCACAGACACGACCCGGUCAUCCCGACUACUCAGACCUCUGCUCCGCCCUCAACACGAUGCUGCAGUUCAGAACAUUCAUUCAGCAGUUAAAGGGAAACUCAGAGGCAGGCAGGCAGCUGGAGGAGACACAGAAACUGAUACAGGGCUGUCCGAACCUUAAUGAAGGAAAUAGGCAUCUCAUAAUAACGCAGGACGCCAUGCUGCUCAAGAGCCCGGAUGAACAGAUUCCAGAUUCACUGAGGACCUUUGAGCAUAUAUGCGACGUGGGACUGUUCCUGUUCAACGAUGCUUUAGUUCUGACUCGAAGAAAGUUAGAGCAUACCCCUUUCACUGUGUCUCAUCGGAGCAUUCACACCUUCCUGGCCUCUGUUGCUACAAGCAGUCUGACCGUCCGAGAAAUCCUGCACACACCCUAUGUGCGUCAUGCCUUCGUCUUGGACGGACCACACCGCUCUUGGGUUUGUGCAAUGGAGCAAGAAGAGGAGAGGGAAUACUUCCUGUCUGUGCUGCGUUCGGCUAUAAACUCCUCCCUGAAUGAACACCAUUGAUCAUCAGACCUCUCCAUCCAAUACCAUCCCCUCCACUGCCAGACAUUAUAGAUGUCUCUGUAGGGAUUAACAAAUAUAUGACAUCAAAUCCCUGGACUGCUGAAAAAUUAUUUGUGGCACUGUUCACAACCGUUACAACUCAUUUCUUGUCCUGAGUUCAUGAUGUUUCCUAACUAUGAUUGGUAAACCCUAAGUUUUGUUGUUUGCUACCACUAAUGGUAUUUUCUCCUUACCAUUGCUGGUAUACAUCCUUCCAAAAGUGUUUCCUAAAUGUACAAAAACUGUUACUCACUUAUUAUUAGUGAUGUACAUUUGGACGGGAAUGAAAUU